CAAACAUUCAUUCAUGUGCUUGUCAUCACUCAUCAGCCUCACUUAGAGUUGAAGAGAGAAGGCUUAAUUAAUAAGCAAAUGGAAAGGCUAAAUUUUAUUAAAAAUGGAGUGAGUAGAUUGCCUCCAGGUUUUCGUUUCCAGCCAACAGAUGAAGAGCUUGUGUUUCAGUACUUGAAAUGUAAGAUAUUCUCGUGCCAGUUGCCAGCUUCAAUCAUUCCUGAGAUUAAUGUCAGCAAAAAUGAUCCUUGGGAUUUGCCAGGAAAUUGUGAUGAGCAAGAGAGGUACUUUUUCAGCUCCAAGGAAGCCAAGUAUCGAAACGGCAAUCGUAUGAACCGAACAACUAACUCUGGCUAUUGGAAGGCAACAGGAUCAGACAAAAAAAUUUCAUCAUCAAUAAGUAAUAUUGGUUUUGCGGGGCUUAGAAAAACUCUAGUAUUUUAUGAAGGAAAAUCUCCAAAUGGGUCUCGAACUGAUUGGGUCAUGCAUGAAUAUCGACUCGUCAGCUUAGAAACUAUUCCUUCCAAUUCAUCCCAGAACUAUGCAAACGAGAUAGGGGAUUGGAUUUUGUGUCGCAUAUUCAUGAAGAAAAGAAGUAUAGAAAGUGAUAACAACAAUACUGCUCCCAGAAAGAACAAUGCAGUGACGAAUUAUGCUCAGGUGGCUCAGCCAAGAUUCUUUGAUUUUUUGAGUGUUCACAAUUCAGCUCCUCCGGUUCCUAUACAAUAUUCUUCUACAUCCUCAUCCUGUUCAAGUUCCAAUAACGUUGUAGAGGCUUCUUCCCCUAAUAACCACGAAGAAACAAGCAGCGGCUAUGCUCAUUUUUAAGUGCAAUAUAUUGUAUUAAGUAACUGAUAUCUCUUCCUUUUACCCUGCAUAUUUGUUUCCAAUAUUAAGUAAGGAAAAUGAAUCAUAUGCAAUUCACGCUUAUCAUGGUCCCUAUCAUACUAGGAACCAGCAGGAUUUCAUGUUUUUUCUAGUAAUUUUUCUCUUUCUUUUUUAUUUUUCAAGUCAUGUCUAGUAUAUUAUAAUUUCUAUAUAUUAAUUGCACUAUAUAUGGAUGUUGUUAUAACUCUA
Glycine soja is the source of this 1074-nucleotide messenger RNA. RefSeq names its product NAC domain-containing protein 83-like. Gene Ontology annotation, biological process: regulation of DNA-templated transcription. Gene Ontology annotation, molecular function: DNA binding. The coding region runs from base 79 to 825 and encodes 248 amino acids. The transcript is spliced from 3 exons. NCBI's taxonomy places the organism in Eukaryota, Viridiplantae, Streptophyta, Magnoliopsida, Fabales, Fabaceae. The record is from RefSeq and is a predicted model, not a curated record.